Messenger RNA from Larimichthys crocea (large yellow croaker), 3108 nucleotides. It is a transcript of the gene ptprnb, whose product is annotated as protein tyrosine phosphatase receptor type Nb. Gene Ontology annotation, cellular component: secretory granule; synapse. NCBI's taxonomy places the organism in Eukaryota, Metazoa, Chordata, Actinopteri, Sciaenidae. The record is from RefSeq and is a predicted model, not a curated record. The coding region runs from base 128 to 2800 and encodes 890 amino acids. The transcript is spliced from 21 exons. Gene Ontology annotation, molecular function: protein tyrosine phosphatase activity. Gene Ontology annotation, biological process: regulation of secretion; protein dephosphorylation; insulin secretion involved in cellular response to glucose stimulus.
ACUUUAUUUGGUCUCUUCUUGUGCAGACGGUUUGUUUGGACAGUGCCAGCCUCCUCAUCAGGAGCCCGUCCGGUACCAGGUGUCUGUGCAAGUCCUGCACAAACUUCAGGAAGUCCUCAAAGACCUGAUGGUGAAAGGUCUGACCUGGAGGGACGACAUCACCCAGGCGAUUAUCAGCCGAGAGCUGAGUCACGUUCCCACUGUCGGCUCCUCGUCCAAGCUUCCCGAGAAGUCGCCCAAACAGUUGUCCAGGCCGUCGGGCCCCAGUCAGCGGAGGGUUCAGGGGCCCGAGGAUGCAGCUGACCCCGAGAUGAUGCAGCAGUACGCGGACUACAUGAUCCUCGACCCCUCCCAGUCAUCCGUCCAUAUGCAGACUCCCCUGCUGGAUCCUUAUACCUACUACCAGCAGCAGUACGGCUACCAGGAGGAAGAGGAGCGCUCCCUCAACUCUCUGGAUGAUAAUCCAGCCUUCUCGCUGCCCGGGGCCUCCUCUCGCUCCAGAACCCGAGGAAACCCUUUUGACAGAGACCGGCAGCUCCUCCAGGACCUGGUGUCUGUGUACCUCACCUCUUCCUCUUCUUCUUCUCCCUCCUCUUCCUCCGCUGCACAGUCCCUCUCUCGCCAAAAAGGAGCUAUAGCGGCAGCAGCAGCAGCAGCUGCAGGAUUUCCCUCCUCGCUGUCCUCCUCAUCGUCCUCCUCUUCCUCCUCAUCCUCUUCCUUCUUCCCGGAGCUGGACUUUCCGCUGGACUACGGCGAGGACUACGUUUCCCAGAUGGACAAACUCAACAAGCAGCAACAGCAGGAGCAAGCGGAGAAGAAGGCGCAGGAAGAGUACGACGCCCUCUCAGGACUGGAUGAGCGCUCUCUGCAGAAGUUGGCUCUGCUGCUCGAUCACUACGGCCUCGACUUGAAGGAUUUGUCCCCUGAGCAGAAAGACAACCUGCCAGCCGCCCUGAAGCAGCUGCAGCUGGACAGCUCCUAUGCCCACAAAGUAACCAAAGAUAAAUAUGGAAACAGUCUUGCCACAGGAAAGAAGCUCACAGAGGGGUCGAUGGCGUACAAGAUGCCUCCACCCUCCACUACCAAGACCCCCAAACCAGACACAGCCCAGAAAGGUUUGACCGCAGCAGCAGCCGACCAGAACCAACCGAGGAAGGAUGAACCGGUGGCCAAGACAAAGGAGUACGGCUACAUCGUCACCAAUCAGAGCCCACUCAGUCUGAACGACGCGGUGCGCCUGUUGGAGCGUCUGUCAGAGAGGAUCAGCCUCUCCAUCGGCUCCUUCAUCAACAUCAGUGUUGUUGGACCUGCCAUCACCUUCAGGAUCAGACCGAACUCCAAGAACCUGACGGCUGGAGACGUGGCAGAGAAAGCUGUUGCAGAGAAGAACUUCCUGGAGUCUGAGACGGGCCUGAAGGUUCUGCAGAAUGGCGUUGGAGAGAGGAAUGAUGUGAAGGCGUUGCCCCUGGCAUCCCGGGUCCAGCCCGGCUCCCGCUGGGUGUUCGCCACGCUGGUGGCCAUGGCCUGCAUCGGCGGCAUCCUCGUGGCGGCCAUGACCAUCGCCUGCCUGCGCCACCACGCUCACCGGCUGGCGGCGAAGAAGCUGGGUCUGGGACCGGAGGGAGGCAGCUUCACCCACCAGGAGUACCAGGACCUGUGUCGCCAGCACAUGGCCUCCAAAGGCGCCUUCGGACGCCUAGAGGCCGCUGCCCUCGGCGCCGUUGGAGGAGCGAGUGGAGGAGGCGGUGGUGGGGGAGCAGGAGGCGGAGGCGUCGGGGGAGGAGGAGGAGCAGUAGGAGGUGGAAGUGCCGACUCAAGGGUGAGCAGCGUGUCGUCCCAGUUCAGUGAUGGAGCCCAGCCCAGUCCCGGUUCCCACAGCAGCACGCCGUCAUGGUGCGAGGAGCCCGCUCAGGCCAACAUGGACAUCUCCACUGGUCACAUGAUACUGGCCUACAUGGAGGACCACCUGAGGAACAAGGACCGUCUGAUGAAGGAGUGGGAGGCUCUGUGCUCGUACCAGGCCGAACCCAGCGCCGUCUCUGUGGCUCAGAGCGACGCCAACGCCAAGAAGAACCGCUGCCCAGACUCGGUGCCCUAUGACCACUCAAGGGUGAAGCUGAAGGCGGAGAUCAACCCUUCACGCUCUGACUACAUCAACGCCAGCACCAUAAUUGAGCACGACCCCCGGAUGCCGGCCUACAUCGCCACCCAGGGACCCCUGUCGCACACCAUCUCUGACUUCUGGCAGAUGGUGUGGGAGAACGGCUGCACUGUGAUCGUGAUGAUGACUGCCCUGGUGGAGGACGGAGAGAAACAGUGCGACCGCUACUGGCCCGAUGAGGGCUCGUCCCUCUACCACAUCUAUGAGGUGAACUUGGUGUCGGAGCACAUCUGGUGUAACGACUUUCUGGUUAGAAGCUUCUACCUGAAGAACGUGCAGACCCAGGAGACCAGGACGCUCACCCAGUUCCACUUCCUCAGCUGGCCAGCUCAGGGCAUCCCCACUUCCACGCGCCCCCUGCUGGAUUUCCGCAGGAAGGUGAACAAGUGCUACCGAGGACGAUCCUGCCCCAUCAUCGUGCACUGCAGUGACGGUACAGGCCGGACUGGGACUUACAUCCUGAUUGACAUGGUUCUCAAUCGCAUGGCUAAAGGUGUGAAAGAGAUCGACAUUGCUGCUACACUAGAGCAUGUCAGAGACCAGAGGCCUGGGAUGGUCCGCACCAAGGACCAGUUUGAGUUUGCCCUGACCGCCGUCGCCGAGGAGGUCAACGCCAUCCUCAAAGCUCUGCCCCAGUGAAACCAGUACGACCCAGACCAGCCUCCUGUCUGACGGACUGCCCCUUGCCCCGCCCCGACCCUUUCUUACCUCGCCUUUUCUCUCUGUGACGAUGAUUAUCAUGGUGAAGAAUGAUGUGCUUCUCUAACUGCCCGUCCUAUCCCUGGAAACAUGUCGGAAAAAAAUAACUUUAUGGUUAAGAAGAUGGUUGUUAAGAUUUAAAGAGGCCUUGUCAUACUUCAAUUCUGUUUUUUUAGAUAUUUGUGGCACAUAUAUGAUGUCUUGUGAACAAGCCACAGAAAUCUAAACAUCAGAUUUAAAAAGAUUUC